Molecule: messenger RNA, 795 nt
Organism: Podospora anserina S mat+
Lineage: Eukaryota; Fungi; Ascomycota; Sordariomycetes; Sordariales; Podosporaceae
Exons: 2
Coding region: 1-795 (264 amino acids)
Biological process (GO): chromatin remodeling
Cellular component (GO): Ino80 complex
Source: RefSeq, a predicted model, not a curated record
AUGGCUCCUUCCAGCAAGAGCGCCGCUGCGGCCAAGGACCGUAGAAAGUCCAACAACAACUCAGCUGGUCUCGUCACCCUCAGAGUUCCCAGCGCCAAGCUCCGAGCUAUCGUCGACCCAGAUUACGUGAAGGAAGAUUCGCCAGUCAAGGAGUCGCCUGCCACAUCGACGACGCUCCCGGCUGCGACGGUGAAUUCCACCACCGAAAACGCGUCGGAUUCGAGCCCCAAUACUCCAGCCGCCGGCACACCUGCACCCCCCUCUGUGAGCAUGGGCCCUCCCGCCGAGGGUCCCAAGAAGAAGGGCGUCAAAAGAGGUGCGGCUGCUCUCAACGGAGAGCCCAAGGUCCGUGGGAAGCCUGGCCCCAAGAAGAAGCAGAGACUUGAGGAUGGAACCAUCGAAGGCGGUAGAGCCAGUCUCGGAGCUCACAAGCUCGGUCCCAAGGCCAACCAAGGUGCUAUCAAUGCUGGCCUUCGCGCCCUCGACAGAUCUGGCAAGCCCUGUCGCAAGUGGAGCAGAGGCGGCUUCACCAUGAAGAGCUUUACCGGCGUUGUCUGGGAGAUCCCACGCUGGGUCGCACCUCCCAAGAUCUCGCCCGAGACUUCCACAGACUCAUCAUCAGCUCCAGUCUCGGUCGACGGCAGCAGCAAGGAGAAUAAGGACAGUGCCAGCCAGCAACUCAAGAGCGACACAAGUAACAAUGGCGGCGACAUCGAGAUGACCAGCGCUCCCAGCAUCAGUGCUGCUCCCUCCCCAGUGCCACCGGCACCUGCUCCUAUCGCCGCCGCCUCUUAA